AUGCUCAAACAGCAAUUCUUCAAAUAUUUAUUAUUAUAUUCUUUAUAUUAUCACAAAGAAACACCUUUACAUUUAGCUGUUCAGGAAAAUAAGCUUGAUAUUAUUAAUCUUCUUUUAGAAAAUAAAGCAGAUCCAAAUAUUCGAAAUUUUGAUGGCGAAAAUGUUAUAUUCACAGCAAUUAGAUGGAGUCAUCCAGAUUUAAUAGAACUUCUUAUUCAAAAUAAAGCAGAUCCAAAUAUGUACAACAAAAAAUCGUUAUCUCCGUUACACGUAUGCGUAGAAUACAAAGCAGAGGCUGAAGCGCGUACAUUAAUGCUACAUGGAGCUAAUCCAAGAUAUCAGGAUUCUCAAGGAAAAACUCCUUUCCAUGUUGCAGUUCAAAAUCGCGAUACAGAAAUGUCAAAAUUAUUCCUCGAGUGCGGUGAUGAUCUUGCUUUGAUACGUGAUAACAAUCUCAAGACUGUUUGGGAUAGUUGCCCAGCAGAAUUUAAGAAUACAGUUAUUCCAGUAGAAAUUCCACAGCCUGAAGAUAACAGCAAUAAGAAAGAGAAGCCAGCAGAGGAUGAGAUGCAAUGGCUUAAGGAUAAGAAGUGUUGCAUGUGCAAAAACAUGGAUGCAGAAAGAAUUCUUCUUCCUUGCCGACACUGCGUGUUAUGUAACAACUGUACUCCUAAAUUCUUAGAGCAGUACUUCCAGUGUCCUGUUUGCAAGAUGGCAAUCUUUGCUGCAGCAAAACAAUAA
Trichomonas vaginalis G3 is the source of this 741-nucleotide messenger RNA. Its product is annotated as protein ubiquitination. Lineage: Eukaryota; Parabasalia; Trichomonadida; Trichomonadidae. Gene Ontology annotation, molecular function: protein binding. The transcript has a single exon. Bases 1 to 741 code for a protein of 246 amino acids. The record is from RefSeq and is a predicted model, not a curated record.